AUUUAAGUAGUUCAUAUAAAGGAAGGAAAAGGAGUUAAAGAAUCAAGCUUUUGCUCCACCAUCCACUACGAGCCAGUUUGAACUUUGAAUAUGAGCAUUCUUAUUUCCUUCAUUCUAUGUAUACGGAUAGCUGCAAUUCAUGUUUCUUCUUCAACGCCGGGUGCCAUUUAUGAAUAUGAAGUCCACAAUCGUUACUCAACAAAGGUGGUGAGCAUAUUCGGGAAGCAUGGGUUGCCACAGAAGGGAAGUCAGGACUACAUAUCGGCUUUGCUCCGACGUGACUCCGGUAGAGCACAUUCUACACCCGGAGUCACCUUCCCGUCGGGUGAUGCGGUUGUGCAAUUAACUGAACUAUCAUCUUUACAUUUUGCCGAAGUGUUCAUUGGUACUCCUCCUACUCCGUUCAUGGUCUCCCUUGACACGGGAAGCUCGCUCUUGUGGAUCCCGUGCAACUGCAAACAAUGCAUACGUAACUUGACCCUCAACAGCGGAGAGAUAAUAAAUUUAAAUAUUUAUUAUCCCGACGUUUCAUCCACGCAAAAAAACAUUGGCUGCGACAACCCAAAAUGCAUCUCUAGAGGAAACUCUUGUCCAUCUCCAAACAUUGGAUGCCCCUAUGAGAUCCACUACAUGGAUGGAUCUUCCACCAGUGGGGUGCUUAUAAGUGACAUGAUGCGGCUGAGUACUUACGAGAUGCAACCCACAAAUAUUCAAGUUGAAGUGACAUUCGGGUGUGCAUCCCAGGUCACCGGUUAUUUGCUUGGCAUUGCAUCUGUCAAUGGGUUAUUGGGCCUGGGUCCGGGUAAUGAACCCGAUAAUACUGACGUCCUCACGACCCUUGCUUCUACGGGAGUUGUCGGAAAUUCCUUCUCUUUGUGCUUCUCGCCCAAUGGCAAAGGAAGAUUAGUGUUCGGAGACAUAGGCACGCCAUAUAGGAGAGAAGCACAUCUAGACUUUACGCAAAAGAAUCAAGGUUACAAUGUUUGGAUCACACAAAUUGCAGUGGAUGAGAUUGUCUUGAAUGUUGAUUUCCCGUCAAUAUUUGACUCCGGUACAUCGUUCACAUCAUUAACUGACCCGGCAUACUCUUUCAUUACUCAAAGUUUCGAUUCCCAAGUAAAAGAGCAACGCAGACAACAAUCUGAUUGGAGUUUUGAGUUUUGCUAUGAUUUGAGUGAAAAUCAAUCAUCAUAUCGGGUGCCUUUAUUAAGUUUCAGAAUGACAGGUGGAAGCACAUUUGAUGUGCUUUUUCCAACGCUGAACUGGACUCUGGAUUUUGAGGUUGACGGAACUUUUUACUGCCUAGCAAUUUCAAAGAGUAAGGAUGUGAACAUCAUUGGACAAAACUUCUUUAUCGGAUAUAAUAUGAUAUUUGAUCGCGAAAAACAUGCCUUAGGAUGGGAACCAUCGACCUGUGAAAAGAAUCAAUUCAACAUCACUACGUAUCCUAGCAAAGGACGAAGAUGUCCUCACCAAACUUCUGUUGCGAUCAUAACAAUAGUGGUUGUUUUGGGGUUUCUAACAAGACAUUUGUAAGGCUGACAGACAAUGGAUAAUGGCUUCAAACAAAACUCACAAAAUAGGAUAGUUUUAGUACUUUAGCCUUCAGUACAUAUAGUAGCUAGUCCUACUAAUCAGUGUUUCCAUUUUGCAAUAUAGAGUUUUUUCAAGUCCUAUUUUUAAUUGCUCGAGAUUGCUUGUUUGAGUUGUUUCUGGGACAAAAAUAUAUUCCAAACUUCA
This is a messenger RNA of Cuscuta epithymum, 1740 nucleotides long. NCBI's taxonomy places the organism in Eukaryota, Viridiplantae, Streptophyta, Magnoliopsida, Solanales, Convolvulaceae. The record is from the annotation of a GenBank genome assembly.